Paraglomus brasilianum is the source of this 465-nucleotide messenger RNA. NCBI's taxonomy places the organism in Eukaryota, Fungi, Glomeromycota, Glomeromycetes, Paraglomerales, Paraglomeraceae. The record is from the annotation of a GenBank genome assembly.
AUGCUUAGCGCAACAAAUCUCCCAGCUGACCAAUUCGUCCCCGACUUCCCAUCCCACUUGACCGCAGACAUUCCCAUCCAAUACAUCAUCGAAAAACUCCACGACCUUGGCCCACUGUACUUCAAUGACAAGAAAACAGCAUACGCCGAACUGCGCAUUGCAGGAAUCAAUAAACCGUUCUGGGUACACAAAGAAUACCUCGAAACUCAAUCAAUGUUCUUCAAGGAAUUGUUCGAGACGGUGCAAAACGGCGAUGCGGUUACUAUCUCUAUUCCAUCACCUGAAACUUUCGAAGCUAUUCUGGAAUACUUAUACUACGGUGAUAUCCAGAAGUGGUAUGCCUCUCUUACUUUGGACAAUUACUACGGCGUUUGCCAGAAUGUGGAAUUUUUGGGAUUGGGAUCGGACGCAAAGGAUGUUUGUCUGAGAUUCUAUCAUCAAGAGAUAAAAGGAUUAUCCCAGUAA